Molecule: messenger RNA, 4501 nt
Organism: Lagopus muta (rock ptarmigan)
Lineage: Eukaryota; Metazoa; Chordata; Aves; Galliformes; Phasianidae
Gene: DPYD
Product: dihydropyrimidine dehydrogenase
Exons: 23
Coding region: 170-3247 (1025 amino acids)
Biological process (GO): thymine catabolic process; uracil catabolic process
Cellular component (GO): cytosol; cytoplasm
Molecular function (GO): NADP binding; iron-sulfur cluster binding; uracil binding
Source: RefSeq, a predicted model, not a curated record
CCGCCGUGGCCCCUGCCCUCAGGGCGCCCCAUGAGGCGCGCGGCGCUGCGGGGAGGCCGCCCGCCCACUGGGGCGUUGCAGCCCGGGCUGCCGGCUCCGCCUCCUCCCGCGUUCCGCUCCACUCCGGAGCUGCGGGGAGCCGGGGGAAGGCGGUGGCGGUGCGGACAGCAUGGCUCGGGUGCUGAGCCGGGACACGGUGGACAUUGAGAACCUCCUGGCUUUAAACCCCCGAACGCAGACUCAUGCAACUCUUCAUUCAACUGUAACGAAGAAACUAGUCAAGAAGCAUUGGAAAAGGAAUUCUGACAAAAGUUGUUCUAAUUGUGAGAAACUAGAAAAUAAUUUUGAUGACAUCAAGCACACGACUCUUAGUGAGCGAGGAGCACUUCGAGAAGCAAUGAGAUGCUUGAAGUGUGCAGAUGCCCCCUGUCAGAAGAGUUGCCCAACUAAUCUGGACAUCAAGUCAUUCAUCACAAGCAUUGCAAACAAGAACUAUUAUGGAGCUGCCAAAAUGAUUUUUUCUGACAAUCCACUUGGUCUGACAUGUGGAAUGGUGUGUCCCACAUCAGACCUUUGCGUUGGUGGCUGCAAUUUGUAUGCUACUGAGGAGGGGCCAAUUAAUAUUGGUGGAUUGCAGCAGUUUGCUACUGAGGUGUUCAAAGCCAUGAACAUUCCUCAGAUUAGAAACCCUUCCUUACCUUCUCCAGAAGAUAUGCCUGAAGCUUAUCAUGUGAAGAUUGCACUUCUUGGUGCAGGACCUGCAAGUUUAAGUUGUGCUUCUUUUUUGGCUCGAUUGGGCUAUUCAAACAUCACCAUAUUUGAGAAGCAGGAGUAUGUUGGUGGCUUAAGCGCAUCUGAAAUCCCUCAGUUCAGAUUGCCAUACGAUGUAGUGAAUUUUGAAGCUGAACUUAUGAAGGAUCUCGGAGUGAAGAUAAUUUUUAGUAAAGGCCUUGCUGUUGAUGGAAUGACACUCCGUACCUUGAAAGAAAAUGGCUAUGAAGCAGUCUUCAUUGGAAUAGGUUUACCAGAACCAAACAGAGACAGUAUAUUCCAAGGGCUGAAGAUGGAUCAAGGGUUUUACACAUCAAAAGACUUCCUACCUUUGGUAGCUGUGGCAAGUAAGCCAGGGAUAUGUGCCUGUCACUCUCCAUUGCCAUCAAUACAUGGAACUGUGAUUGUACUUGGGGCAGGAGACACUGCUUUUGACUGUGCAACAUCUGCUUUACGCUGUGGAGCUCGUCGUGUGUUUGUGGUCUUCAGAAAGGGCUUCACUAAUAUCAGGGCUGUCCCAGAAGAGAUGGAACUUGCAAAAGAAGAGAGGUGUGAAUUUCUGCCUUUCCUCUCCCCUCGGAAAGUUGUACUUAGAAGUGGACGUAUUGUUGCAAUGGAGUUUGUUCGAACUGAACAGGACAGUGAUGGAAACUGGAAAGAAGAUGAGGAUCAGGUUGUUCGUCUGAAAGCUGACGUGGUGAUCAGUGCCUUUGGUUCAGUUUUGCGUGAUGCUGAAGUCAGAGAGGCCAUGGCACCUAUCAAGUUUAACAGAUGGGGUCUUCCUGAAGUAGAUCCAGAAACUAUGCAAACGAGUGAACCUUGGGUUUUUGCAGGCGGUGAUAUCACUGGUCAUGCUAACACUACAGUGGAAUCAGUAAAUGAUGGAAAACAAGCCUCUUGGUACAUGCACAGAUACAUACAGUCCUUAUAUGGUGCUGCAGUUUCUACUACUCCAGAACUACCACUCUUCUAUACUCCCAUAGAUUUAGUAGACAUCACUGUAUUAAUGGCUGGACUGAAGUUUCCAAAUCCUUUUGGCAUUGCCAGUGCAACUCCUGCUACUAGUUCCUCAAUGAUUCGAAGAGCUUUUGAAGCUGGAUGGGGCUUUGCUGUCACUAAAACAUUCUCCCUGGACAAGGAUAUUGUGACCAACGUUUCUCCGAGGAUUGUGCGUGGAGUUACUUCGGGUCCCAUCUAUGGCCCAGGCCAAGGCUCUUUUCUAAACAUUGAACUGAUCAGUGAGAAAACAGCAGCAUAUUGGUGUAAAAGUAUUACUGAACUGAAGAGUGACUUUCCAGAACAAAUCCUGAUUGCCAGCAUCAUGUGCAGCUAUAGCAAGGACGACUGGACUGCACUUUCAAAAAUGGCUGAGGCUGCUGGUGCAGAUGCACUGGAGUUAAACCUGUCAUGUCCUCAUGGAAUGGGGGAGAGAGGCAUGGGCCUGGCCUGUGGGCAGGAUCCAGAGCUGGUGCGGAACAUCUGUCGCUGGGUUAGACAAGCUGUUCAGAUUCCUUUCUUUGCCAAGCUGACCCCAAAUGUCACUGAUAUUGUGAAUAUUGCAAUGGCUGCACAGGAAGGUGGCGCAGAUGGUGUUACAGCCACCAACACAGUGUCAGGACUGAUGGGACUGAAAGCAGACGGCACACCUUGGCCAGCAGUUGGUGCAGGACUGAGGACCACAUAUGGUGGCGUGUCAGGAAAUGCUAUUAGGCCCAUCGCGCUCCGUGCAGUGUCUGCUAUAGCCCGUGCUCUUCCAGGAUUUCCCAUCUUAGCAACUGGAGGCAUUGACUCUGCUGAAAGUGGGCUCCAGUUUCUGCACAGUGGAGCUUCAGUUUUACAGGUGUGCAGUGCAAUCCAGAAUCAAGAUUUCACUGUUAUUGAUGACUACUGCACUGGACUGCGAGCUCUUCUUUACCUGAAAAGCAUUGAGGAACUUGGAGACUGGGAUGGACAGAGUCCUGCAACCAUGCGCCAUCAGAAAGGAAAACCGGUAUCCAGUAUUGCUGAUCUGAUAGGAAAGAAACUACCCAGUUUUGGGCCUUACUUGGAACAACGCAAAAAAAUUAUAGCUGAGAACAAGAUGAAAUUGAAGGAACAAGGCACAGCUGCUGUGCUUCCUGAAAAAAAGCAUUUCAUUCCGAAGAAGCCCAUCCCAGCAAUCAAGGAUGUGAUUGGAAAAGCGCUGCAGUAUAUUGGAACAUAUGGUGAGCUCUGCAACACAGAGCAAGUUGUGGCUCUGAUUGACGAGGAAAUGUGUAUCAACUGUGGCAAAUGUUACAUGACCUGUAAUGAUUCCGGCUACCAGGCUAUCCAGUUUGAUGCCGAAACCCACCUGCCCACGGUCACAGACAGCUGCACGGGCUGCACCCUGUGCCUCAGCGUCUGCCCCAUCAUCGACUGCAUCCGCAUGGUUCCCAGGACCACCCCGUAUGAGCCCCGGCGAGGGCUGCCCCUGGCCCUGAGCCCCCUGUGCUGAGCCGUGCCUGCCCUGCGCUGCCUCACCGCCACUGAUCUGCCUUCUAAUUAAACCUCAAAAUCAACCUUUAUGAAAAAAAAAGCGAUAUUGGGAGUCAUUACAGUGAACUGUCUUUUUUUCCAGUUAUUAUUUUUAUGACAAUUAGGUUCUGAAAUUACAGAAAGGCAGCAAUUAGGUGGUUGUAGCUGUCAGUUGUCCACUGUCUGAAAUGUAACUUUUUCCUUGCGAUCUGUGCCGUAAUUUCAAAAGUCCUCUGUAGGCUGUUUAAUCUCUAUGUAAUUUCUGGCUGUAAAUAUAAUUAAGAAACCAUUUUUAAUGAACUACAAAUCAAUGUACAAGCUAACAGUUUUCAAGGAGGCAUUUUGUAAUUAAACAUUACAUUUCAUUUUAAAAGAGUUUCUUAGAAGAUGUAAUUAACUACACAGCAUUCAAACAAAGCGAUGUUGCUUCCAUUUUUCUAUGGGAAGAAAUGAAAGGGAAUUUAAAAUAGGAUUUAAGAACUGGAUUAAUCACUUUCAACUACUACAGCAUAUGGUAGUGUAUUUUUAUAAUCCUUUCUAAUUCUUUCUCACACCAGUCACUUAAUAAGAAUAAAUUUGCUGUACCCUGAGACAUGCUGAACUAUUCAGAUUUGGUGUUGCCUGGGUACCGUCAUCCUUACUUUUUUCCCCCAGUGAACACUUGUAACAUCUAUCUACAAACAGUUAAACCAGCUUAUUGCAAAGCCCAGGUUUCAUUUUAGGAUUUGGAGAAGGGACAACGUGUUUUUUCCGAGCUCAUCCUCUAAAUAACUUUUUAAUUGUGCCAAUUAAUGUUCCGGAAUGUACAUGAUACAGGUCAGAGAUCUGAUUAGGUGCAAUUGGAAUACACACCCAGCAAACCACGUUUGCCAAACAUACGUGUAUAGGGCAAACUGGCAAGAUGAUUUCCCCCAUUGCCAAUUCUUCAUAGUUAGUGGUUGCGUAUCGCUACCGUGAUUUCACAACCGAAAAGAAGUACAGAUUUGUCUGUCUCACUGAAUUCAGUAUUAACCCAUUUUUCAUUCACAGUAGGAACUUUCUAAUAUGAAUGCAUUGCUGUCAGCUUUACUCCACUUAAGAACAUAAAGCCUUUAGUUUCAUAAUAAUAAUAAAUGAUCUAUUCAUUCAAUUUCUUAUACCCCAUAUUGUAAUCGACCAAAGCUUUGAUUAAAAAUAUUCCAACUUUCCUGGUUUACGAUUUGUGCUCCAAAUUACAAAUAAAUAUUGAAACCAA